Molecule: messenger RNA, 867 nt
Organism: Plectropomus leopardus (leopard coralgrouper)
Lineage: Eukaryota; Metazoa; Chordata; Actinopteri; Perciformes; Serranidae
Source: RefSeq, a predicted model, not a curated record
UGUUUGCUUUCAAAUCCAUGUUUUCCUGGAGUGAAGUGCACAUCACAUCGCGAUGGAUCAUGGGAGUGUGGACGUUGCCCGUUGGGAUUAAAAGGCAAUGGCUCCCACUGUGAAGAUGAGAAUGAGUGUGAAGUGGAGAGUGUUUGUGUCACAGAGUGUGUAAACACAGACCCUGGAUUCUACUGUCUGCCCUGUCCUCCUCGCUAUAAAGGCAACCAGCCGUUUGGCCUCGGACUGCAGGAAGCUCAGGAAACCAGGCAGGUGUGUGAGCCAUACAACCCUUGCAAAGACAACACACACACCUGCCACAAGUAUGCUGAGUGUAUCUACUUGGGCCUGGCGUCUGAGGUGUUGUUCAAGUGUGUGUGCGCUGUCGGCUUUGCGGGUGACGGCUUCCUGUGCGGUGAAGACUCUGAUCUGGAUGGAUGGCCCAACAACAGAUUACCCUGCAAGCAGAAUGCAACCUAUCACUGUCAACAGGAUAAUUGCCCCAUGCUCCCAAAUUCCGGACAAGAGGACUUUGACAGGGACGGACGGGGAGACGCCUGUGAUCCUGAUGACGACAAUGAUGACAUUAUAGAUGAGAGGGACAACUGCCCGCUGGUGUACAACCCUCGGCAGUUUGACUCUGACAGAGAUGGAGUCGGGGACCACUGUGACAACUGUCCGUUUGAUAGCAACCCGCUGCAGACAGACACUGACGACAACGGAGAGGGGGACGCCUGCAGCAUUGACAUUGAUGGAGACGAGAUUCUGAAUGACCAUGACAACUGUCCCUCUGUCUACAACACGGACCAGAGAGACACGGACCUGGAUGGUGUUGGAGACCAGUGUGACAACUGUCCCCUUCUACACAACCCAAUGCAG